Messenger RNA from Pocillopora verrucosa, 945 nucleotides. RefSeq names its product beta-3 adrenergic receptor-like. NCBI's taxonomy places the organism in Eukaryota, Metazoa, Cnidaria, Anthozoa, Scleractinia, Pocilloporidae. Gene Ontology annotation, biological process: G protein-coupled receptor signaling pathway. The record is from RefSeq and is a predicted model, not a curated record. Gene Ontology annotation, molecular function: G protein-coupled receptor activity. Gene Ontology annotation, cellular component: plasma membrane.
AUGGCAGAAAAUUUCACUAUCAUUUUAGAGGCACCACCUCAUCUCGACCCUGAAGUUCCACUUGCCAUGUACUUGGCUGACACUGCUGUAAACGCUGUUUCAUCAGUUGCAACAAUCAUCGGCAACGUUCUCAUUAUAACCGCGUUACGCAAGAUUCCUUUGACGCAAGUCCAUGCCGUGUUCAAGAUGUUCAUUUUUAACCUCGCUUUAGCCGACUUGGGAGUCGGAAUUAUUGUGCAACCAUUGUUCAUUUCAACUGUUCUUGCAACUCUCAGUGGCUGUGCAAACGCUGUGCGCAUUCUCCGUGUGAUGUUUUACCUGAGCAACUUCUAUUUGCCAAAUAUGUCUUUAGUCCUUCUUACUGCAAUAGCGAUCGAUCGAUUCCUGGCCUUGCAUUUUCCUUUACGAUACCGCAACCUGGUGAAAGUCAAAAACAUUAUAGCAUCUCUUUCGUUCAUUUGGCUUUGGACCCUUGCUAGCACUUCGCUCAUCGUUUACGACAGUACCAUGUACAAUAUCAGCGCUAACUGUGGUUUAGCGUUGUGCUUAUCGACAAUAACAUUUUGUUACCUUAAGAUUUACCUAACACUCAAACGCCAUGAUAAAACUGUACGAGGAGUCGUUGCACCACUUCAAGCUAUACAAGCAAACUGUGAAACAGAAACGGUUCGGACGGCAACACGUUUUAAUAUCUUGCGUUAUAGGCGUUCUGUGUAUAACAUGAUGUAUGUCUACUUCGCUUUUGUUCUCUGUUAUCUGCCAUUUUUUUGCAUUUUGAUCGUGAUUCAUGUACGAGGAAUAGAAAGGGCAACCAAGUUAUCUCGCAUUUUGGGAGUUACGUUGAUUUUUAUCAACUCGUCUGUCAAUCCGUUCCUUUACUGUUGGAAAAUACGCGAGAUUAGGCGUGUAGUAUUAAGAACACUUAAAAACAUCUUUGGCAAAUAA